Molecule: messenger RNA, 2337 nt
Organism: Myxocyprinus asiaticus (Chinese sucker)
Lineage: Eukaryota; Metazoa; Chordata; Actinopteri; Cypriniformes; Catostomidae
Product: Na(+)/H(+) exchange regulatory cofactor NHE-RF2-like
Exons: 7
Coding region: 645-1706 (353 amino acids)
Biological process (GO): protein localization to plasma membrane
Cellular component (GO): apical plasma membrane
Molecular function (GO): protein-membrane adaptor activity; signaling receptor binding
Source: RefSeq, a predicted model, not a curated record
CUCUCUUCUGGUCAGCUGUGUUCUCUGUUCCACUAAUGACAUGGUGCUGAAGUGAACUAUGUUAUAGUAUACAGUACAUCAUAUAAUAAGCAAUGCAUUCAUUCUUUAAAGUUACAAUGGAGCCAAAGCAUUGCUGCCAACGCUCCCAUUCGCAACUUUUCUCUGCAUUUCUAUUGUAGCGGUUAAUGGGCGGUCUUAUUCCACAACUCGCAGUUUCUCUCAGUCAGCUGUGGGCUGGACAGCAGCAGCAGCACCAGUUGCGUUUUCUCUUUCAGCGGGCAGAAGCCUCACAUAGGAGUUCUGGAUACAUCUCAUAAGCAUUUACAGGUAGUUCAUUCACACUGCUGAAGCGUUUAUCUUGCAAACGCAUUUGGACACUAAUCGGUUGUUGUUGUUGUUGUUGUAACAGAUCUGUUAUUUUGUCUAACUGUGUAGCACGCGCAUGCAUUUGGAAAAUUGCAUGCACACUUAAUAUACAUUAUUGCAAACACACUGCGGAUUAUUAUGCGCGAGAACAGCGAUGCAUGCUUGUAAACCUUUGCAGCUGAUGCAUUUUUCGUAGGUUUUAAUUUUUGCGCGCAAACAUAUCACAUUCGGAUUCCAUUAUAAGUUUGGAUGUGACCGCAAAAGGAGGUGCAAAUACCAUGGCGAGCGAUUUGAAGCCUCGGCUGUGUGUAAUGAAGAAAGGGGAGAAUGGAUACGGGUUUCAUCUGCACGGAGAGAAAGGAAAGAGCGGCCAGUGCAUUCGGAAAGUGGAGCGCGCGUCCCCGGCCGAAGCGUCUGGACUGCGCGCGGGUGACCGUGUGGUGGAGGUGAACGGCGAGAACGUGGAGAGAGAGACGCACCAUCAGGUUGUGCAACGAAUCAAAGCUGUGGAACAUGAGACCAGACUGCUGGUGGUUGACCGGGAAACAGACGAAUACUUCCGCAGCCUGCAUCUCACCUGUACAGAGGAAAUGGCCAUCAGAGUGACCCCUUCACCUUCACUCUCCAGCAUUAAACAGGGCAAUGGAUCCACGUCCAAACGAACCGAAAUAUCCAAGCCCAUCAGGAAACCCCCAUCACGAGCUCCAAAGAAGGAAGUUCUGCCCCCAUCAGAGGCUUCAAUGAAGGAUCCAUCUGAGCUUCUACCGAGACUAUGUCACCUUGUCCAGUCUGAGACAGGUUACGGCUUUAACCUGCACAGCGAGAGGUCCAGACCGGGUCAGUACAUAUGGGCUCUGGACCCUGGCUCACCCGCUGACCGUGCUGGACUCAAACCUCAGGACAGACUCAUAGAGGUGAAUGGAGUGAACAUUGAAAGUAUGAGGCAUGCUGAAGUGGUGGCCUUCAUCAAGAAAGGCGGGAACGAGACAUGUUUGUUGGUGGUGGAUCAAGAUACGGAUGAACAUUUCAGGAAGAUGGGAAUCACACCCACCAGAAUACAUGUCAAAGAUUUUGAUGAGUCCAUAAUGAAUGGCUCCUCGAGCCCGUAUGUGAACGGGACGCCCUCUCGGUCCACAUACUCAGACGGCAGCAGUCAGGACAUAAAUACACAGACAUCGAGAGACAGCAGCAGUCAUCUCCUCGACCCGUUUGAGGAAAUAGGUCUGUGUUUGAGCCCCACGGCCGCCGAGGCGAAGGAAAAAGUCCAUGCCAAGCGCGCUAAAAAGAGGGCGCCCCAGAUGGACUGGAUCAAAAAACAUGAGAUUUUCAGCAAUUUCUGAAUCUGACAAAAAACAAAACAAAGACACACAAGAGAACUUCAAACACCUAGUUCAAAACCCUCGUAAAUUAGAACAUCUUUUUUGUGAAUUCUACCCUGCAAAGUAAGUUUUCAUUGUAAUAUUUUUGUUAUAGCUCUUGGGUAAAAAGAGAACAUUAUCAAACAACACUGGCAUACUUUCAGGCAAGGGUCAACAAUAGAUUGGCAGAUUUUUCCUGAAAGGUUUAAAUGUGUUCUUUGGACAAAGGUAUUUUUUGUAAAAGUUAGUUCAGGACUGGGUUGUCACAUGUUUUAAAUAUCAUAAAAGAAACCAGUUUAUCAAUUCCAAUAUUUGUUGGCCAAAAUAAUGUUUUGAUAUGUUUGUAUUUUUAUUCUUACUGUACAUGAAUCAUUUUGUGCUUUAAAAUUGUUUUACUUUUUAAAUUUUCCUGAAAAGCUUAUAAUAGGCUGUUUGAUGUGGGUGUAGAUUUAAAGUGGGGAGCACAUUGUCACCACAGGUCAACAUGCAUUCAAUGAACUAUAUUUUAUCCUGGGCAAAAUUGUGAAAAAAAAUUUUUCAUGACAUUGAUGUACUAUGUGGCUAUGCAGAAACUGACUUUCAAAACUAAACACAGUAAAAAGUGUAUCAACAA